GUCGUUCAAAGCUAAUCUCUUCCGAAGUAGAAACAGAGCAGAGAGGCUGCGCAUCAGCUAUCGCAGGUAAUUCAAAUAGCGUAUACUGCAUUAACAGGAACAAAAGAUUUCGCCGCAAGUGAAUACGAAGCGUUUGUUUAAUCUCAAUCAAAUCAUUGACGUUGUCGGUUUUCGACAAUGAUCCACAUCAGGGCAUGGGACCUGAAUCUUUGUGUCGAAUGAGCGCGAGAAUAUAUAGAAGAGGGUGAGGAGAGUUGGAAGCUAUUCAUCUCCAUUCAUUCAACAUGUCGAAAUCCCUUAACAUCGCGAGCUCGAGCCGCAGUGACAUUGAGAAUCAGCAAUACCAUCAUCAUGAGCACCAUUCAGCUCUUCUUCAAAAUGGCAAAGACCCAUCUUUACCUGCCAACCACCCCAUUAACGCACUCAGUGCCAUGAGAAAAUUCUUCAUUCUAUGCACUUUGAGCUAUAGUGGUUUCCUCGCCAACUUUGGUAUUGCCAUCAUUCAAGUCGCUUUCCCGACCUUGGGUAAAGCUUUUGGUGUGGAAACUUCUAUGAUUCCUAAUACAAUUGGCUACUAUCUUCUUGGUUUUGCCUUCGGUCCCCUCUUUUGGAACCCUCUUUCCAAGACAAUUGGUCGACGCCCAGUCUACCUUUUGGGUUCCGCGCUCUAUAUUCCUUGCGUAAUUUGGAUGGCACUGUCACCGUCCUACGCAUGCUUCUCUGUCUCUCGACUCUUCUCCGGUUUGACCUCUUCCUUCAGUCAAACUGUGCCUCCGGCCACCAUUGCCGAUAUUUUUAUCAAAGAGGUUCGAGGCCACAAGAUGUCUAUGUACGCCGUUGCAGUAGUCAUCGCUCCAGCAGUCGCUCCCCUUUUCAGCGGCAUCAUCGUCGCAAAGACAAAUUGGCAUGUCCUUUUCUGGCUGGUCCUCGGGCUUGCGGUUGUCCAAUGUCUUCUUUACUUCUUCGUCGUGCCCGAGACUCUAUGGAAUGAAGACUUCUCCACUCCUUUGCAAAGUACCGACGCGCAACCUACUGCCCCUAGCCCCGAGCCGAGCGAGUCCUACAACAAAGAUGACUCAUCAAAACCCGUCAUAAGGCAUCUGGAAGAAGCUCACCAAGACCCGACGACAAUGCAAGGGCAUGUAGGUCCUGCAUGGAUGCCAUGGCAAAGGCCCAUGGAGUAUCUGCAGGUCUGUCUCUCCCCUUUUCUAAUGCUUCGUUAUAUCAGCAUUGUCAUUCCUUCCAUUUAUUACGGUUCACUUUUUGCUUGGUCCAUUGGCAUCACCAUUGUCAUGCCUCAAAAGUUUGAAAAUGCUCCUUAUAGCUUUGCCACCAUUCCCUUGGGUACUGCCUUCUUGGCGUAUGGAUUGGGUGGUAUUUUAGGUAAAUGGUCUGGUGGCCUUGUAGGCGACAAAACUUGCUCUUAUUUGGAGCGCAAAUAUGGCCAUCGACAACCUGAACACCGUCUUUGGGCCCUCAUACCUAUCCUUCCAUUCAUGUUUAUUGGUUUGAUCAUCGUCGGUAUUGUCACUUCCAAAGAGCUCCACUGGAUCGGAUUCCUCAUUGGAGGCGGUCUUUUCUUUUUCUGUCUUUCUGCUGCUACUGGUUUAUUACAAACUUACGUCCUGGAAGGCUAUAUGUCUCGCUCUAUGGAUACUCAAGCUGUCUUCAUCUUCUUCAAGUCAAUCUGGGGCUUCGUCAUUCCCUUCUUUGUCUGGGACUGGGGAGCAGACCAUGGUUUCCUUGAGGAGUACGCUGCUCAGGGUGCUCUUGCUGCCGGCUUGGGUGCGAUUCUGUGUGCUGUCUUCAUCUGGAAAGGCUACGAGAUUAGGAAAUGGCAAGGUAUGCCCGUUUCUCCUCGAUAGAUGGAAAAAUGAUGGGGGAGAGAACUAUUUUGGAUUUAUUCCUGGAAAGGCUGCUUUACUGUCUUGGAAGGUCGUGGAAAGGAGUUUCGUCAAAGGGAGGAGAAAGAAGAUCAAAGUGUAACUUCAAUGAACAAGUACUCGUUUGUAGCUGGAAAUGAAGAAAUGGCAUAUUUGUGUUG
Molecule: messenger RNA, 2044 nt
Organism: Cryptococcus deneoformans JEC21
Lineage: Eukaryota; Fungi; Basidiomycota; Tremellomycetes; Tremellales; Cryptococcaceae
Exons: 7
Coding region: 285-1865 (526 amino acids)
Biological process (GO): transmembrane transport
Molecular function (GO): transmembrane transporter activity
Source: RefSeq, a predicted model, not a curated record